This is a messenger RNA of Podarcis raffonei (Aeolian wall lizard), 6884 nucleotides long. It is a transcript of the gene GNE, whose product is annotated as glucosamine (UDP-N-acetyl)-2-epimerase/N-acetylmannosamine kinase. Gene Ontology annotation, biological process: UDP-N-acetylglucosamine metabolic process. The record is from RefSeq and is a predicted model, not a curated record. Gene Ontology annotation, molecular function: hydrolase activity, hydrolyzing O-glycosyl compounds; UDP-N-acetylglucosamine 2-epimerase activity; N-acylmannosamine kinase activity. NCBI's taxonomy places the organism in Eukaryota, Metazoa, Chordata, Lepidosauria, Squamata, Lacertidae. The transcript has 12 exons. Bases 281 to 2449 code for a protein of 722 amino acids.
AGGUGCUGCGAGAGAGCCCGCGCGCUUAACGGUGAGCCGGGCCGCGGCCACGCAGGCACCUCGCUCCCAGCGACGCGGCAGCCGCUCCAUCCCCACAGCAACGACGCGCCCAUUUUGUUUCGGAAAUCGCCUCGCCGGCGGCCCCCAGGCGCCUCCGCGGCAGAAGCUGCCCCGUUAGGCCGCGUGAGGCGGAGCCCAGGCCCGGCGGCGGGGGGCGGGAAGCGGAAAAACUGAGGAACUAUAUUUCACGAACCUUUCUAAACAGAAACAAAAGCGAGUAAUGGAGAAGAAUGGGAACAACCGGAAACUUCGGGUUUGUGUUGCUACCUGCAACAGGGCUGAUUAUUCCAAAUUGGCCCCAAUCAUGUUUGGCAUUAAAGCAGAGCCACAAUUCUUUGAGCUGGAUGUUGUGGUUUUGGGCUCCCACCUGAUUGAUGACUAUGGUAACACUUACCGUAUGAUUGAACAGGACGACUUUGACAUCCACACUAGGUUACACACCAUAGUGAGAGGAGAAGAUGAGGCCGCCAUGGUGGAGUCUGUAGGCCUUGCCUUGGUCAAGCUGCCAGAUGUCCUCAAUCGUCUGAAGCCUGACAUAAUGAUAGUCCAUGGAGACAGGUUUGAUGCUUUAGCAUUAGCAACAUCUGCAGCCUUAAUGAACAUUCGAAUUCUUCAUAUUGAAGGCGGAGAAGUCAGCGGUACUAUAGAUGACUCCAUCAGACAUGCCAUAACCAAGCUGGCUCAUUACCAUGUGUGUUGCACAAGAAGUGCGGAGCAGCAUUUGAUAUCUAUGUGUGAAGACCACGACCGUAUCCUCUUGGCAGGCUGCCCUUCAUAUGAUAAGUUGUUAUCUGCCAAAAACAAGGACUACAUGAGCGUUAUCCUCAUGUGGUUAGGUGAAGAUGUAAAACCAAAGGAUUAUAUAAUUGCUUUACAGCACCCAGUGACCACAGACAUUAAACAUUCCAUAAAGAUGUUUGAAUUGACUUUGGAUGCCUUAAUCUCUUUUAACAAGAGGACGUUGGUUUUAUUUCCAAAUAUUGACGCAGGGAGCAAAGAAAUGGUUCGGGUAAUGAGGAAGAAGGGUGUUGAACACCACCCCAAUUUUCGAGCAGUAAAGCAUGUUCCAUUUGACCAGUUCAUUCAGCUGGUGGCUCACGCUGGCUGUAUGAUUGGAAACAGCAGCUGUGGUGUGCGAGAGGUUGGGGCAUUUGGUACUCCUGUCAUCAAUCUUGGAACACGCCAGAUAGGAAGAGAAACAGGUGAAAAUGUCCUUCACGUUCGUGAUGCUGACACACAGGACAAAAUACUGCAAGCUCUGCACCUCCAGUUUGGGAAACAAUAUCCUUGUUCAAAGAUAUAUGGAGAUGGGAAUGCUGUUCCAAGAAUCCUAAAGUUUCUUAAGUCUAUUGAUCUUCAAGAACCCCUUCAGAAGAAAUUCUGCUUCCCUUCUGUAAAGGAAAACAUCUCUCAAGAUAUUGACCAUAUCCUUGAGACCCAGAGUGCUCUGGCAGUGGAUCUGGGUGGAACAAACCUCCGAGUUGCAAUUGUCAGCAUGAAGGGUGAAAUAGUUAAGAAAUAUACCCAGCUGAAUCCAAAAACUUACGAGGACAGAAUAGCGUUGAUCCUUAAGAUGUGUGUAGAGGUUGCCUCAGAAGCAGUAAAUCUGAACUGCAGAAUUCUGGGUGUGGGUAUUUCUACUGGUGGACGAGUAAAUCCCCGAGAAGGCGUUGUUCUUCAUUCCACAAAACUUAUUCAGGAGUGGAAUACGGUUGAUCUGCGGACUCCGAUAUCGGAUGUGCUUCACUUGCCAGUGUGGGUAGACAAUGACGGUAACUGUGCAGCUUUGGCAGAGAGAAAAUUUGGGCAAGGAAAAGGAGUGGAAAACUUCGUAACCCUCAUCACUGGUACAGGUAUUGGCGGUGGAAUCAUUCAUCAGAAUGAAUUGAUCCAUGGAAGUUCUUUUUGUGCUGCUGAGCUUGGGCACAUUGUAGUCUCUUUAGAUGGACCAGAGUGCCUGUGUGGGAGCCAUGGAUGUAUCGAAGCGUAUGCUUCUGGAAUAGCCUUGCAGAGAGAAGCUAAGAAGUUGCACGACGAGGAUUUAUUGUUAAUUGGGGGGAUGUCUGUAAUGAAGGAAGAGACAGUAACUGCUGCACAUCUCAUUCAGGCAGCCAAACUAGGAAAUACAAAAGCUGACCAUAUUGUCAAAACAGCAGGGAAAGCUCUGGGCCUUGGAGUUGUGAACAUCCUGCACACUAUUAACCCCUCCCUUGUGAUACUUUCUGGCAUCCUUGCAAGCCAUUAUAUCAACGCUGUCAAGGAUGUGAUUCAUCAGCAGGCCUUGUUCUCUGUGCAGAAUGUCAAGGUGGUUGUCUCAGAGCUGUCGGAUCCUGCUUUGCUUGGAGCUGCUAGUAUGGUUCUGGACUAUACAACACGCAGGAUAUACUAGGCAAACCAUUGGAAACACAUUACUGCAGUUUAUAGCAGCUCUCUGAAAAGAGAAGUUUCUUACUGAAGUCAACUUUCUUUUUUUAAGUAGGCUAGUAGGGUCUUCAAAUCUAUAUCUUACUUUUUUUAAUGUGCUGUUUCAUUGGGUGCUGGAAGAGCACAGGAUCCUGGGAAGAUUGCUCACAGGGAGACUUUCUCACAGAUCUUUAUGAAACUAAAUAAUUCUUGGGGAUGUCUGAAUGCCAGACAUCUAAAAAUAAAAAUGAGAGACUUGAAUUCCCUUACUACUUCCUACUCAUGCAUUUUCCAGCUACAUGAGCCAAGACGUAGUCAUCUCAGUAACCAGAAACUGGAAGUCAUUAAAGAAAGAAACCUUCCAUAUGAAUGUUUGCAACGGUUCCUGCUUCUGCAGAGGCUAAAUGAGCAGCUAUAAUCUUUAUGAGACUACAACAAUCGUAAUGCUAGACUAUCCAGCAGUAUGCAGUGAUCAUCCAUGUAUUUAUUUGUUAAAUUAAUAUUAAAAAACCUAGUUUGGAAGAAGAGCCCAAUGAUAUAUGAUGCACUUAUAAGUACAGCUUCCAAGAGCCUAGACAACAUGCUAGGAUGAAGAAGAAAGUGAUUAUCUUUGUCACAUCCGCCUGUAGUGGCGUUUUAUCCUCUAAUGUGGAGGUUAAAGACACUUCCUGGUCUUUUGUUGCAGCUUCAUGUUUAGAGGACUGUGCAGUUAACCUCAGUAGUCUUUUGUGUUACGUGGGUUCUUUCCUUAUCCAUGCUGGUAGCUAGACAACUGGUUGGAGAAAGGAAUCUUGUCUGAUGUGUGUGCGUGUGUCAUUCAACACUUGCUUUGUCUUCAUUGCCUGGAUAAAUUCAACACUUAAACUGACCUUCAAAGAUGUCACAGCAGCCCAAGCACUAAUCUAUUUACAUGCCUAUUUUCUAUAGGUAGAUUUUUGUUAGGCUACCUUACAAUGCUCCCAACAAUAGCCUCAGCUAUAUGUUACCCCUUGAGGCUGCAAGUCUAAGCAGGCUUACUCAGAAGCAAGAACUGGUUCUUUAUACAGCACUACAGGCAUGCCAAUGUUUGACGAAUGUUUGUAGUAACCAUGGUUGAAGACGUUAAUUGGAGACUGGCUGCAGACUCAUCAAUGCCUGCAUUCCUUGAGGUGUUUGAAGAUGCAGUUCUCUCCGAACCAGCUGUGUGUGCUGAUUUGGUUUGGUCCAAAAUGUACUGCAGGGUCAGGGUCUUUUUAACUGUUUGAAAGUCCUAAAUAUGAUUCUCUGUGCUUCUUUGUCUGGCCCUUGCAACUCUCCUUCGGCCACACCCUUCACCAGCCCUACUUUUCAUGCCAAGUAGUUUUUGCUGGCUGGGAUGUGUCUUUAAACUCUGGUAAUGCCUCUUCCCUGCCUGGAGGGAGAAUAGAAAGGGGUGGGUAUAGAAAUUGGCCUACUGCGCAAAGGUAAAUUUUACUUUCAAUGCUCUGCCCACUUUGGGUUCUGCCCUCAGCCCGUCCCACCAUCCAGGCAACAUCACAGUUCAAGCCAAGGUUUGGAGUAAUGCUGUUGAAAAGUGUGGUGUGAGGGCCAGAAAGCAGUCCUCAGAUGUUCCCCUACCUUGGGCUGUGUCCAUUUUGUAACUCAAAGAAUAUUUAAUUAGAUCAAGUGAAGGGCUCUCCUCCUUUUCCUAAUUAAUCCCCCCACCAAACUGCAGGAACAUUUUUAGCUUUAAAAUGGUCACAAUCCUUAAAACUGUAUAGCUUCCUGGAUUGGUGGGGGAAAGAGAAUUGAAUUGUGAGCCAAGUGCAUAUGCCUCAGUUCUCAUUCUUUCAGCCUCAGACAGUUUAUCCUAAAAGGUAGUGUGUGUAUACUUUUACUUAUUUAAAGAGUAAUAGUCACCUCUCCUUCAGGUUCAUGUAAGCUGCUAGUAGAGACUUGAUCACACCAAUUUUGUUGUCCUUCAAGUGAUGCUGUUGCCCUACAUUCCGUGUCUUCUGGAGGGCAGUAAGCAUGCUCAUUCCUCUGGCUUUUUUUAAUUGCACAAACUGAUUAUUUUUUCUGCGUAUCUCGAAACUUGCCAAAUAUACAGAAACUGCUACCUUGUAUGUGGUUAGCCACUGUGGGCUACCUCAUAUGUUUUGUUGCAUGGGACCACAAAGUCCAGUAUUGGAUGGAACAAGGAGGAGCUCAAAAUGUAGCGUAGCUCUGACUUGUUUCCAAAUUAUUAAGUACAGGAACACUGAAGUUUGAUACUGGGAGGAGUGGUAGUGAUGACCAUGUAAUAUGUAAAUGGAUUGCUGUGUUGUCAGUUUACCUCUGAUUUGUCUUCUGUACACACUGGUGUGACUUGCAGAAUUUUCUUGACUUGACUGAUAAGCAGAUUUGAGAGCCUUUGGUACUCACCAGCAGAAGCAGACUUGUCUCGUGCUGCAAUUUUCAGUACAUGGCGGUAUGCUUCACUGUCACACUUUAGCCAGCAAGCAAAGGAAAGAAGGAUUGCAAGGGGUGAGGUGGGGUGGAACAAAAAUACUACGUACCCAUCUUCAUUGAGGUAUGAAUCCUGUAACACUGGCUGCGUCAAAGGUAUAUAGCUCAGUUUUCUGAUUUAUUUAUUUUUAAACCAUUGUCACCCCAGUUAAUAGAACUAUGGUUGUUGAAUGUGGGUUAUGUAUAUGAUAACUGUUGGGCUUGCAGAGGCACACACAUCUCAGAUGAAAUGUCAGAUCAUCAUCAGGUCACUUUAUGUGUGGAGGAAGGGAAUGCCUAUAUUGAAAGACCCCAGAACCAGUAACUGCUUAUGCUCUGCUCUCGCUGAAUAAGGAUAAAUUGGGAGUCCUCCCUUAGUGUUAGAAAAAUAUCAAAUAUGUGACACAUACAAGGCCAGAAUUACAGCGGAGUAGCAAAGACAAAUGCACUCACCAACAGAGGGCAAUACUGCACUUUUGUAUUGUUUUAAUUGCUGCUCCUAUAUAAAUGGUACUCCUAUUUAUAUUCAAAUACCUUCAGUAGCUUCCUAUUUAAGACUGCUCUGAAUUGUUAUCACCCCCCCAUACCACAAUGAAACUUGAGAAUCAGUUUCCCUAAAUGCUGUCCAGUUUGAUGGGGGAUAAUAUGAACUUUUUUGGGGGGGAGGGAUUCCUGUCUCAAAUCAAAAUUAGUGUGAGCAUGUUAGCAAUGGCUGCUUGUCCACUUUUAACUAUUUCGUAGUCAGUGUUAGAAAUUAGCCAGGCACAUUUUGCGACUGGCACGGGUUCAAUUGUGACCAGAUGGAGAUCUCUGGAUGACAGGCUGGUGACUGACAUCUUCACCUGGCUUGGCCCCUCCAGCUUUCUUAAGCACGCAAGCAGAAGAGCUUAUUUACUGCCUUUCCAUCCCACCUUUUUCUCUAGGAGUACACGUUUCACCCCAUCCUCAGUUAAUCCCUACAAUGACCCCGUGAGGUAAGUGAAGAGGCUGUGACUUGCCCAAGGUCACUUGGUGAGCUUCAGGGUUCAAAUCCCCACUCAGUCAUGAUCGCCCAGGUCCAAGUCCAAUACUCUAACCACUACACCACACUGGCUUCCUAGAAUGCUUCUGCUAUGGGGCAGCUACUUAAAUUAAGUACAUAAAUACGGAGAAAGGAAAAUAUCAGAGAAGGAUCUGAAAUCUUGUCCUUGAAGCUUGAAUUUGUUUUAUACUGGAUUGUUUUAUUUGGUGCUUUAAUGUUUUUUUUCUUUAAAAUAUAAAGUGUUAUAGAAAUGAAAUAAAGAAUAAUCCACACUGUUGGAGGGUGGGCAUGACACCUAGACAUACCAUUAUGGCUGUAACAGCCACAUAAUUAUUCUUUCCAGGAAACAGUGAAAGCAUACCGCAUAGAGUAGGCUUUGGAAUGAGGGGGAACUCUGAUGGAAUGAAUUUAUGAGUUGCUUGAAACUGCUGCUUUUAUUAACUAUAUUGAGAUAAUUAUUUUUGAAUUUGUGUUUGGGGGAUAUAAAUGUCUUUCAGUAUGUUAUAAACUACCCUAAGGCCUCUGGCAAAGGGCAGUAGAUCUCUUGAUAAGCUGAAUACCAACCAUGUUGCUUUUAGGGGUGAAUCAUGCCCCUUCCUGUUGAAAAAAUACAUUUGUUGUUUGACUCCUUAUGAAGUAAUCACCUUUGUCUGAUGCAAUGGCGUGCAUAAAUGGUUAUACUAGAGAAAGUUGCUUAAGUGAUGAGUGCAGAACAUUAAAUCAGUAGAGAAUUACUGUAUCAGAUUUCAUUGCCAUUUUGUAUUGCAAUUUUUUUUGUAACCACAAAGACUUGAGGAUGUGAACAUUGUCCUCAUUAUAGAAGCCUAGUUUGCCUCUUAAAAUUAAUGUACCAUUUUACUCUUUGGCCUACCAAUUACAUUGAAAGACAAGGUUGACGUAGGUUACAUGUUAGGUUGAACACUGAAAGUUUAAAUAAAAAUGAAAGCUAUUAUGU